AUGGCGCGGGUCUACGCAGAUGUCAACCAGAACAUGCCCAGGAGCUACUGGGACUACGACAGCGUCAACAUCAGCUGGGGUGUACUCGAGAACUACGAGGUCGUGAGGAAGAUUGGCCGGGGCAAGUACUCGGAGGUAUUCGAGGGAAUCAACGUCGUCAACUACCAGAAAUGCGUCAUCAAGGUGCUGAAGCCGGUCAAGAAGAAGAAAAUUAAGAGAGAGAUCAAGAUUCUACAGAACCUGGCUGGUGGCCCAAACAUUGUCGCGCUGCUGGACGUCGUGCGAGACUCACAGAGCAAAACACCGUCCCUCAUCUUCGAAUUCGUCAACAACACCGACUUCCGGAGCCUAUAUCCAAAAUUCAAUGACUUUGACGUCAGAUACUACAUUCUCGAGCUCCUCAAGGCGCUAGACUUCUGUCACAGCAAGGGCAUUAUGCACCGAGAUGUGAAGCCUCAUAACGUUAUGAUCGAUCAUGAGAACAGAAAGCUGCGUCUGAUCGAUUGGGGUCUGGCCGAGUUCUACCAUCCCGGAACGGAAUACAACGUUCGCGUUGCCUCUCGCUAUUUCAAGGGGCCCGAACUGUUGGUGGAUUUCCAGGAGUAUGACUACAGCUUGGACAUGUGGAGUUUGGGAGCCAUGUUCGCGUCGAUGAUCUUCAGGAAGGAGCCGUUCUUCCAUGGCAACUCCAACUCGGAUCAGCUGGUGAAGAUUGCCAAGGUGCUCGGCACGGACGACCUCUUCGAUUACCUCGACAAGUACGAAAUUGAGCUUGACGCACAGUACGAUGAUAUCCUAGGCCGCUUCCAGAAGAAGCCCUGGCAUAGCUUUGUCAACACUGAGAACCAGAGAUUCGUUAGUAACGAGGCGAUUGAUUUCUUGGACAAGCUUCUCAGAUACGAUCAUCAGGAACGACUCACUGCCAAAGAAGCCAUGGGCCAUCCAUAUUUCGAGCCAGUCAAGGAUCCGGUGGUGCUGCAGCAGUAUCUUGGAGGUGGUGUUGGCAGCGUGCCAUCCUGA
This is a messenger RNA of Phaeoacremonium minimum UCRPA7, 1020 nucleotides long. Its product is annotated as putative casein kinase ii subunit alpha protein. Lineage: Eukaryota; Fungi; Ascomycota; Sordariomycetes; Togniniales; Togniniaceae. The transcript has 6 exons. Gene Ontology annotation, molecular function: ATP binding; protein serine/threonine kinase activity. Gene Ontology annotation, biological process: regulation of transcription by RNA polymerase III; DNA damage response; regulation of transcription by RNA polymerase I. The record is from RefSeq and is a predicted model, not a curated record. Gene Ontology annotation, cellular component: protein kinase CK2 complex; cytosol; nucleus. The coding region runs from base 1 to 1020 and encodes 339 amino acids.